Anas platyrhynchos (mallard) is the source of this 3124-nucleotide messenger RNA. RefSeq names its product peptidase M20 domain containing 1 (gene PM20D1). Gene Ontology annotation, molecular function: hydrolase activity, acting on carbon-nitrogen (but not peptide) bonds, in linear amides; metallocarboxypeptidase activity. Gene Ontology annotation, biological process: amino acid metabolic process; lipid metabolic process. The record is from RefSeq and is a predicted model, not a curated record. NCBI's taxonomy places the organism in Eukaryota, Metazoa, Chordata, Aves, Anseriformes, Anatidae.
GGGUGGCGGUGCCGCCGCCCCGCGGUGCGCCGAGCUCGCCCCGGGGCCGGGGGGGGAAGCGGUGCCCGUGCUUGGGCCCUUCCCCCACCGCCGUGGUUUCUGCGGGGUUUCUGUGAGAAGUGCCUCGCAUUUUCUCGGACGGGUUUUGCUGUGGAGCUGGUUUAUUCGCGAUUGCAGUGGCGAAUAAAAAGCAGAAGCAGGCCGUCAGCUUGUGUGCCCAAUUGCCCGGCGCUUGAUUCCUCCCCUGGUGCCCUGCUGGCUCAGAACUGCAGGUGCUGUUAAAAUCCCAACUGUUUCGGUGUCUCCAGACGACUUAAAUGCAACGGCCAUGGCAGAGUUUGGGAGGUACAUUCGGGAAGUCUUCCCGGCUGUAUUCUCUUCAAAGUUCAUUCGACAUGAAAUUGUCGGGGAAUACAGUCAUCUCUUUACUGUGCAGGGUUCUAACCCUGAAAUGCUGCCUUACAUGCUGCUCGCACACAUGGAUGUUGUGCCUGCUCCCCCCGAGGGCUGGGAUUUCCCUCCUUUCUCAGCCGCAGAGCAUGAAGGUUUCAUCUAUGGACGAGGAACACUGGAUAACAAAAACUCUGCCAUAGGUAUUCUGCAAGCUCUAGAAUUUUUGCUGAGAAGAAAUUACAGACCCCGCAGAUCUUUCUAUGUUGGCAUUGGACAUGAUGAAGAGGUGUUUGGUCGGAAGGGAGCAAUGAAGAUUGCAGCUCUGUUGGAAGCCAGGGGAGUGAAACUUUCCUUCUUACUGGACGAGGGGAGUGCUAUCCUGGAAGGCAUCAUUGCAGGAGUGAAGAAGCCAGUAGCUCUAAUUGCUAUCACUGAAAAGGGUUCAAUAACACUGAACUUCACUGUGGAUAAAGAGCCAGGGCAUUCAUCAUUUCCUCCUAAGGAGACAAGUAUUGGCAUUCUUGCAGCAGCAAUGGCCAGACUGGAGCAAAAUCCUAUGCGCAAUCUGUUUGGCCAUGGGCCAGAACUCAUGACUAUGGAGCACCUUGCGUCAGAGUUCAGUUUUCCUCUCAAUAUCGUCAUGAGCAAUCUAUGGCUGUUUUCACCUAUUGUCAGCAGAGUUCUUGCCUGGAAACCUUCCACCAAUGCCUUAAUUCGAACUACUACAGCAGUCACAAUGUUUAACGCAGGAAUCAAGCCAAAUGUCAUCCCAUCUUCUGCAAAAGCAACUGCGAACUUCCGGAUCCACUCCGCAGAGAAAGCCACUGAGGUGCUAGAGAUAGUUAGAAACACUGUUGCUGAUGACAGAGUGAAGAUUGACGUAGUAGAGGCCUUUGAUCCGCUUCCAGUCAGUCCAUGGGAUGACCAGACGUUUGGAGUCCAUGUUUUUCAAAGAACCGUUCUGGAUACUUUCCCAAAUGUUGACAGCGUAGUUCCAGGCACGUGUAUCGGAAACACAGACAGCAGGCAUUUCACUAACGUCACAAAUGCCAUUUAUCGAUUUAACCCACUGAUCUUGCAGUCAGAUGACCUUCCCAGGAUCCAUGGGUUGAAUGAGAGAAUCUCGGUUGAGAAUUACGAGAAACAGGUCGAGUUUCUCUUUCAGCUGAUUAAGAACUGUGAUAUUGAGAAGCUUCCGGAGCCUCACGCAAACUCCCAUGAGCUGUGAGACAAAAAGCCUGAGCGGAGCAGCUCCUGAGGUGGACUCUGGGAUGACAGAGGUCUGGGCUGUAAGCAGCAGUUGUGUGUUGCAUAUUGAGCAAUGUCAGGAAUGUGAUUUUACAUAUUGUGGUUGGCACACAGAUGGAAAAACUGCAGGUUGAUGAUUUAGCCAAACGCACGGUUUGCUGUAAAGUCACAAGAACAUGGAUAAAACACAACAAAUAUUCCAGAUUUCUGUGCCUCCCUGAUCUUACAUGCAGCCGUUAAUCUGAUGGUAUUAAAUUUUUUAGCACGUUCUUUAAUCUUUAAGCCUCUGAAAUAGGUAGUCACUUAAAAAUCAAAGCUAUAAUUGGCAGUCACUUGUACAUCGUUAUAAGAAGAUAAUCUUCCUCUGUGUGCUUUUGACAAACUCUGCUUUUACAGUUAAUUGAUUUUCACAAAUGAUGUGUCUGUCAGAAACUCAUGUAAAAGGUACACAAAGGGCGUUAGGUGUGAUGUAACUGGGUAGAGUUGCACUGAGUUUGUUGCACUGAUGAUGGGGUAGGCUUCUGCCCCAGGUGAUUCUCUCAACCAGCAUUUACAGAAUCGACUUGAUCCUGUCAUUUCUCCCAUGCAUGCACUGAUUUCUGACUGUAGCUUGAAAUACUGAGCUUCAGGAGUUCUAGCUAUGUUGCUUUACAAUAUGUUGCUCUGAUCUCAGAGGUGCAAAAAACUUUUCUUCCUGUCUUUUCUGUGACUUUUUUCCUCUCCUUCUCUGGUAAGACCCCCAGGCUGUGUUGUGCAGCUGUGUCAGAGCAAGGAAUCCUGACUUUAAAUAAGAAACUACAUCAGAAACUUAAUUGUGAAAGCAGGCAAAGCCCAUCAGUUUAUUCCUGUUUGGUGGGAGCAGAGUUUUCUCUAUCCCUUCAUGGCCUGCUUUAACGCUUUUCACAUUGCCUGCCACUUCUAUUGAAUUGGCUCUUUGGGAAUCCAACAACACCAAUAGCCUGUCUACUCUAUUUUAUUUCAUCUUGCACUUCUUGCACUAGCAUGCCCAGUUUUGUUAGCAUUAAAAGGGUAAGUAUUCUUUUGGCCUUGUUAGUGUCUUUAGUUAGAGUUAUUGAUACUCAUUAAACAAUUAAGGACUAGAUGUUAGACAAGGUUAAAACUGUGUUAAAACUGCUUUGUUGUACUGACAUGCAGACUCUGUGCUAAGGAAGGAGGCAAACCUUGCCCUGUUGCAGAGAUGUGUGUGUUUUUCAGUUGAACACUGGAAUGGGUGGUUAUUCUGCUUUUCAUUCACUGUAAAAUGUGCUGGAAUGUAGAGGAAAUAUCCUGAAAUGUAUCCUGAAAACCAAUGAUGGAAUUGGUGAUUCCUAUUAUUUCCAUUCACCAUUCUCUAUUUAUUUGCUGUCUGAUCUUAUCAGUGUGGCCAAUGGGCUGAAGUUGUAUCAAGCUACUAAAUAAUUGAAACCAGGUUGGCAUUUUUGUCUAAUAAAACAAGGAAUGAAGCUUCUUUUCUUGAUUAUUA